Dimorphilus gyrociliatus is the source of this 1198-nucleotide messenger RNA. Lineage: Eukaryota; Metazoa; Annelida; Polychaeta; Dinophilidae. The record is from the annotation of a GenBank genome assembly.
AAUGAAAUCUUUGCAUUUCUUAUCAAUCUUAUGCCUUGUUUUAAGUCUGGAGAGAUUUCAAUGUCAAGUUGUUAUUAAUGAAUUAGAUCUGAAUCUUAAUUACAUUGAACUUAGAAAUUUGAACUCUGCUCCUUUUACCUUUGAUGGGCAAAGUGUGAAACUUGCUUCCUAUUCGCCUGGGCCUACAUAUGAAUCAUCAGCUAUCCUGACUGGAUCAAUUGCUGGAAAUGGAAUAGUUAAAUAUGAUAUCAAUGGAGCAAAAAAGAGAAGGAAGAGAAGCCCUGGUGGUUCUAUUGCACUUAAUAUUGGUACUGAUGCUAGCAGAUAUAUACUUAUAUAUAAACAGGGUGAAUCAGUGAAUUGGGAUAGUUUAGUUUUUAAAACAUCUGAAAGUGCCAGUGGAACAGUAUUCACUGCAAAUGCAAAUGAAUGGGAUAACAAGUACUUAUUAUAUUCACCUGGUAAAGUAUUUGUUAGAAUUGCAGAUAGUUCAGAUUCCCCUGAAAGUUGGGAAAUAAGAGAUGUAGGAACACCUGAUGCUCCAAAUGGUGCAAAUGGCGAUCCACAUUUUAUGCAAACUAUAUUAGAUAGACGGACAAAUAAGACUGAAAAAGUUUGCUAUGACGUAACUGGCAAAUCUGGAAAUAAAAUUUUUAUACUUGAAGACAAACUUACUAGUACAAAAGUUUUUGGCAUUUUAUUAAAUGAUUAUUAUAUGCAUUCAAUUGAAAUUGUUCAAAAACAACUCAUCAUUUUUAAUAUCAAAACUAAUGAAAUUAUUUUUAAAAAUGGUAAACAAAUUAUUUGGGAAUCUGCUAAUCAUUUGGAAGAGUAUGGAAAAUUUUUCCAUAUAUCAAUAAUUCAAAAUAAUGUCUUUUUAAAUAUAAAAAAUACUAUUGGUAAUAGGCUUAAUGUUAAAAUCUCUAGGAGAGAAACAGACUUGACAGGAAAAUAUUUGGACAUUUCAUUUGAUAAUAUCACUCCAACUAAUGACAGAUAUUAUGGCAUAAUUGGUCAUGUGGGACACCAGCCAAUAGCAUUUAUGGAUCUAAUUCAAGAAGAUGACAAGACUACUGUAGUAAAGAUGAAUAAUUCUCUAUUUAAUGCUAAAAAGCUAACAAGAUAUGAAAAUGAAUGUUGGUUAAUUAAAUUUGAAGAUCUAAUUGCACCAAAAGUUCCACAAGACUUUGUAAACUGA